This is a messenger RNA of Effrenium voratum, 1447 nucleotides long. NCBI's taxonomy places the organism in Eukaryota, Dinophyceae, Suessiales, Symbiodiniaceae. The record is from the annotation of a GenBank genome assembly.
GUUUGGUACCCUUUGCAGAUUGCAUGUGAUGUGUAGUCGCUGCUGGGUCACAGCCCUUGUGCCCAUGGAGCAACAUCGAUGCUCUCAGGUGGCCUCAGCACCGCCGCCUGGUGCGCGCGGCAGACGAGUGAGGAGCUUCCGGCGCUGUUGCAGCGCUGCUGUCGAGAUGGUAGCCACUCGUGCUUCGACAUGGCGGACGCCGUGGGUGCGAAGUGUUGCAGGCAGGACACGGACGCGGGAUUCUACGGCUUCGUCCUCCCCCUGCGGAGCUUUUCUCUGAACGGGACCCCGCACGACCUGGACAGCUGCAGCGAGCUGCCGUGCCUCUUCUCGCUGGCCAACUUCCAAACCGUCAGCUCCGACCCUGCGGAGGCCGUGCCGGAACUGCAGAGCCUGGGCCUUUUGGCGACGCAGUGGCAGCCCUACUUGCCCCUCACAGGCACCACGAGUCCCAUUUUGAUGGACCGAGUCCGCGUCAACGAAAUUGCCGCGGCGCCCAUCUUCUACCACCGGCUGUUCCAUGACUACGCCGAGGUUGUGCCUCAGGGGCUCUGGGAGUAUGCCCACUACAUGAACCACAGGCCGCGCUUCGAGGCCGCGCUGGCGGCAAGGACGUCCCCGCGGCUGCGCGGCUGCGAGCAGCUGCUGGCGGCGCGGGCGCGCGCCACCGCGGACACGGCGGCGCUGCCGUGGCUGGCGCGGAGGUGGGCCGAGCGGGGCAACAAGCCGUUUGACAGCUUCGUGAAUAUCGGUGCCAAAGAUGGGGGCGAGGAAGAUCCCCUGCACGCGCUUCUGUUGGACAAAGCCGCGGUGCGUUUCGCCCUGGCGGUGGAGAUGAAUCCGGAGUUUUGCGCGGCGCAUCUUCUGCGGCUUCCCCACGUGGAGCUGCUGUGCGCCAAGGCGCAGCGUGAGACGAUGCCGCAGAUCCUGGCGCGGCUGCCAAGGCAUGAAGCGCUUGGCCGCGUUCCGUGGCUGGAUGUCUUCAAGGUGGACAUCGAUGGAGCGGAUUGCGAUGUGGCACAAGCGUUCUUGUCCGCGGCGCGUGCCAAGCUGGUGGUCAUGGAGGUCUACGACGGCCUGCCGCCGCCCUUUCGCUUUGCGCUGCACGAGUCGGAGAAGUUGCGGUGGCCCCCGAGGCCGCCCUGGGGCUGCUCCUUGAGCUACCAGGUGCGAUUCUUGGAGCAGCUGGGCUACCAGCUCACCUGGUUCGGGGCUGGGAACGCCAUUUAUGUGCACACGUCUGUGGCGGAGCGGCUAGGAGUUUUGAGCCCGUUGGACGAGGUGGACUGCUACGCGAAGUCGGUGGUCAUGACCAUGUGGCCCAAUGGCCGUGUGCUGCGGCGGUGGUUUUACGAGGACCCAUUGAAUGACACUCUGGCUGAAGCCCGCGCGGCGGUGGCAGCACGGCUUCCCGGCUUGCCCUUUACUCUUGAGCUCUGAGCGAGUC